UGCAAUCCUUUACCUGAAUGAAGACUUCCAAGGGGGAAAUCUCUUCUUCACUGAGAUGGAUGCUGUCACCCUUACAGCUCAAGUGCGCCCUAAAUGCGGGAGGCUGGUGGCCUUCAGCUCUGGUGAAGAGAAUCCCCAUGGCGUGUGGGCUGUGACCCGUGGGAGGCGCUGCGCUAUCGCCCUCUGGUAUACCCUAUCUCAGGAGCAUGAGGAGCAGGAACGGGGUCAAGCAGAAAAGCUGAUGAGACAGAAAGAAGCAGAGCAGGAACAGUCACAUCAAGAAGACACGAAGGACAACAAUUUUGAACCUAAAAGUGGGGAUUCACCAGAGCCUCCUGCUCCAAAGGGAAGAGCUAGAUCCACAAGCCGAAAUAUUAAAUUGGACUCUAAGUCUGGAGUGAAAUCCAGGAGGCUGAGAGUCAGAGAUGAGUUCUGAUCACAUUCAGUGCAACCUGGUCUUUUGCAGCUGCUCUUGAGUGACUUUGACAAGUGGGCAGCCUGAGAAGUUUUGCAACUCCUGAGUUAAAGAGUUGCUUCUUUAUGGCUCACAAAGUAUGAAUCAGAGAGUGAUACUCCUGGACUUCAUCUACUAUUUAAACCCGAAUAUCAUGAUGUCCCAAUAAAGAUGCCAAGCUUGUAAACUAAUGUAACAUUAUAGCUAAAACAGACUGAGACACAAAUCUUCUGUUCAGAUCAGUCAUAUUAACAGAGGGCACUAGUUCCUCUCAUUCAGAAGCCUUCAUCUGCAAUAUAGACAUGUUAAUACAGAUCGACCAUUACAGGGCUCUUCUGAGUGGAACAGGGAUAAUAUAAAAUGUACUUGUACCCUAUUUCCCUUAAAAUAAGACCUCCCCAGAUAAUAAGCCCAAUUGGGCUUUUGAGUACAUGCACUAA
Thamnophis sirtalis is the source of this 894-nucleotide messenger RNA. NCBI's taxonomy places the organism in Eukaryota, Metazoa, Chordata, Lepidosauria, Squamata, Natricidae. The record is from RefSeq and is a predicted model, not a curated record.